Molecule: messenger RNA, 2572 nt
Organism: Sciurus carolinensis (gray squirrel)
Lineage: Eukaryota; Metazoa; Chordata; Mammalia; Rodentia; Sciuridae
Product: spermatid-specific linker histone H1-like protein
Exons: 1
Coding region: 1974-2504 (176 amino acids)
Biological process (GO): nucleosome assembly
Cellular component (GO): nucleosome
Molecular function (GO): DNA binding
Source: RefSeq, a predicted model, not a curated record
UUCUUUCCGGUGCUGGGGAUUGAACCCAGGGCCUUGUGCUUGCAAGGCAAGCACUCUACCAACUGAGCUAUAUCCCCAGUCCCUUAUUGGCCCAGCUUGGUGACAUUUCCCUGGACCACCAGGUUCCCAGGACAUUUAGAGCAGGGACUUUUCAUCAUAAACAAUAAGAAUUGAUUUUAAUAAAAGUGGCUGGGGCCCUGGGCAGGUUGAAGCAACCUCACUUGCCACUCAGGUACUGAUCAGAUGCGGGAGGGAAAAUCAUCCCCACCCCUGGCCUAGUUUCAGUCAGGGCCCCAUUUAGAGCCUGAGAGGUUAGACGACAGAAAGAUGUGCCGCCUCGCACGGAAUGGGACGCACUCCCCAGGGGAAGCCCGGCCAGGUCGGGGAAGAAGAAGCUCUAUCACCGAGUGAGGCCAGGGGAAGGUUAAGAUGAGCUCUUGAGUCUGGAAUUUGGCAAAUGGAGUUCUCCAACACACAAUUUUCCAUUCCUGGGCAAGGAGAGGCUGAGGGGGAAGGUGGAGAAGUGUUUGGAUGCUGAGGUGGGGAGCCAGGUGAUGCCCGGAGAGGAAGGGACUCAGUCAGUGGGCCCCUCCCACCCCGCUCCACAUCCGGGUCUCAUUACUCUGCCACACACAGGUGGAAAAAUGUUCUGGGAUGUUUUUGUAGCACAAAAGCAGAUACCAGACCCCUAGGUGCUUCCCUCACAGGGCUUCCACAUCAGCACUAGAAAAGAGGGAUGUGCAGACAGGCAUUCCCACACACAGGUGGCCCGAGGUCUCACCCAGUCAAUAUGUGACCCUCUAGGCCCUGCACCUGGCACAGUGUCACUGGGGCCUGGAGGACUCUGUCACCAGUAAAAUCUGAUACAAGUGAAAAAUAGGCCAUAGAAUCACAAUUUGUGGAUAAUUUGGAAAAUGGCAGACAUCAAACAAAGCAGAACAACUGAAUGUGGUGGAAAUAAACGGCACAAAACCCGAAACGAUAAAGGCUAAUAUCACGCAUGGCAAAAUCAGUUAUUGAUUCCAGAUUGACCAGGGAAGCUGAUUUUCCCGACAAUAUCAGAACUACACAUUUGACCCAGGAAAGCUGGAGGCAAAGAAAAUACUGGUCACAAGAGAAAACCCCCAACAAAGAUACCAUUGUUGGAAUUGGGUACAGCCCUCCAAAACUGAGGAACAAAAUCUUCCUCGUGAAAUUUACAUGGAAAAUCAUUGAUCUCAACUUGGGGGGAGGGGGAGUCUGCAAAAAAAAAAAAAAAUGAACAUAGAAAAUAAAAGCAAAGCCUUUGGACUGCUUCGCCUAGAGAGUUAUUUGAGCUAUGAAAUUGACUUACAUAGAUCAAGGAAUUACAUUUCUGUGUACUCUGGAAACCAUAUUCCCCAUAAAAAUGGUGUGGGCAUAAUUCUGCUGUUUAAAUGUUUGUAUCCUCCGACUCAGAGGAACAAAGACCCAGAGGGCAGAGAUGGCCCGAUCAAGAUGGGGGCGGUUAAAGCUGAGGGCUGGGAACACCCUGAAGUUCUCUGCGCACGUGUAGGUAUGUGCGUGCACACCAGUGUGGACCCAUCCAUCGGCCCACACAGACACAGCCCUCCUCCACCGGGCACCUGGCAGGUCAGAUGCCCACACAUCAGGCUGCCCUCCUGUCUGCCCCACCCAGGAAGAAACAAUGGGGCCACUGUGACCCCUGCAGGAUUCUGGCGGCCUCACAAUGUCUCCCUGAGGUCACCGCAGAGAUAAACUCACCAGCCCUUGAACCCACAGCAUAAGUCUGCUGAGGCCAACCGUGGGUGAUCACCUCGGUCCUCCUCCUGGCCACCCAGGGGAAGGCGUGGCCGAAGCCCUACAAGGAAGCCUCUGAGGAGACCGGGAGCCAGGACGCAGCUCGCCCACCACAGAGUGCGAGGCAGUGGAGACUUCCGGCCGCCAUCCUGGAGGUCCCCGCACCGAGCUCCCUUCAGCCAUCCCAGGGAGAGAUGCAGAAAGACACUUCGCUGCAGUCCCCAUCUAUACCCUCGGCCUCAAACGCUACCAUGGGUGGAGGCCGGCAGGCCAGUGCAUCAGGAGUCCCUAACAAGAGUGAGAAUGGACACGGCCCCUCCCCCAAAGCCCACCGGAAGCCCAGUAUGUCCAAGGUGAUCAUGAGGGCUAUGGCAGACAAAGGGACACGCAACCGUGUAUCCCUGGCCGCUCUGAAGAAGGCUGUCACCAGCAAUGGCUACAACAUGACCCACAACAUCUGGCGUUUCAAGCGUGUGCUCAAGAAGCUGGUGGACAACGGUAUGCUCCAGCAGGUGACCGGCAGGGGAACCUCAGGCUCCUUCCGCCUGGGCAAGAAGCAGGCCUCCAAGCUUAAGGCCAAGAGAAGACAGCAGCGGCGGCGGUCCAGCCAGCGCCGGUCUGGGCAGCGCCGGUCUGGGCAGCACAGGUCACUACUGGGCUCCAAACAGGGCCACAAGCGGCUUUUCAAGGGGGUUCGCAGGGUGGCCAAAUGCCGCCGCCAUUAACAAGGCAGGCCAGCCAAGCAGGCCGGAGUGCCGGGCAGCCACAGGCUCAGGGCAGUGAGAAUAAAAAA